AUGUCUCCUGAACCUGACAAAUUAAGCACAAUAGAGCCCACGGCAGGCUCUUCCCAAGUACGGUGGCAGUUCAUCAACGCCUCGGGUAACAGCCGCAAUAACCUAACUCAAGUCAAACGUCAUGUCAUGCAAGAAUAUAUGCGACAAAAGCGACAGGCUGCAGGCCAGUCUGACAUCGAUGCUGAUGAGACCAUAGGGGAAGGCGGCCGCAAACCUUCCAGGUCACGUCGGAAAGCCAAGGAUAGCAGCCAUCGCGAUGACCCCGCCGACACAAGGCCCAAGGUAGAGAUUGACGAAAAUGCUGAAGAUACUGCGGCCAACAUCGUGCACCAACAUGGAUCCGAAACAACCUCAACUCAUCCAAUCAGUGAACAUAACAUCACCGAGGUCGUGGAAAACUUUAGUGCAGAAGUCGGCGCUUACCCAAAGUCCGAAUCAUCCGUUUCAUUACCGAUCCGGGACAGUCAAAUGUCCAGCUACAGCAGCUCCUCAUCGGAUUCCCGUAUAUGGUACUCGGCGACGUCGCAAAGCAGUAGCUCAGAGCUGGGAAGCUUGACGCCACGGUCCUCCGCCCCGACCUCCCCGUAUGAAGUGGCGCUAUCUCCGAAAACAGUACUCAGCGCCGCACGUACUGAUCCUUUCAACACCUUACCACUGGAGUUGGACCUUGACGGCCAGCGGUUGUUCGAUUUCUAUGUCAACGAGAUGCCCGCUUGCUCUUACGGGAAUCAUUUUCGAUCUUCUAAAGCGCACAAUUGGUACACAGCAGUCUUCGUUCCUGAAGGGAUGAAAGGGCCGGUGGCGUUUCAGAAUACCAUCCUUGUCCAUGCAGCUAAUACGUGGACCUGGGUUCGUAAUCAGGAGGUGGACGAACGAGGUCUGAUUCAUCGCGACCGGGCCAUUUCCAUGCUUCGCGAACACCGGGAGAGACACCCUCACGACUUCUCCGAUGAAGUAAUCAUAGCUUGUCUUAGUGCUGCCGGACUUGAAGAUUUCGAUCCCCGCCCUGGACGCAAGCAAAUCAGCUGGCUUCAUAUGCGCGCUGCAAGAGAGAUGAUCCGGGCCCGCGGCGGUCCCGCUGCAUUUCAUAAUACUCGACUCGGAAUGCUGAUAAAUUGGCAAGAUUACAUCCUCUCGGGCUAUGAGACUGAAGGACCGAGUUUCUUCUUUGAUGCUGCACCACCGAUGGUACAGCCAAAUGAGAGACGUGCCUCUGAGCAGCAACCAGCUACAAUGACGCAGCCUAUGAUGGCUUCGUACCCGGUUCCAGUCGAGCUAAGCCUCUCCUGGCCUCGACCAUUACUUCCAUACGAAGAGAUUCAGAAUCAAUGCGAUGAAUUCAUAACCUUUCUCAAACGGUGUCAACAGCUUUCGGCCUAUCAAGCGAGCACUACUGACGUCAAUUUGCUACAAAUGCGCCACACUGCCUUCCGAGAGGGGUCACUUCUACACCAAAUCCUGGCGGCGCCUCCAGGGGCGCGCUUCACUGCAUCUGGCAACCGCAAACAGUUCGUUGCGCGGCUGGUUGCCCUGCUCAUGCUCAACGCGGCCCUCUGGGACUACCGACAUUCCGCGCCGCACAGCGAGACGUUCCUUCAGACGCUGCAGCAGGCGGUGGUGGACAGCGAGGUGAAUAUGAGCGGUUCCGUUGAAGCACUGCUGCAGAUCUUGCUCGAAUGCAAUGACGGAUCUGUCAACACGACCAGCGACAGUUGCAGCCAAGGACCGGAUUUCACGCAAUACUCCCAGACCGCAAACACCCAAUACCAUCGGCCAUGGUUCGCUGGUCGGAUGCUCAAGGUCGCCAAGCGCCUCAGUUAUGAGUCUUGGAUGCACGUCAACUAUAUCCUCUUCUCUUGCCUGACUAUGCAACCAGGCACGCCAAAUGUUGCUCUGUGGGAAGAUAGCCUUCGACAGGAGAUCCUUCACGCGCCGCUCACCAAGUAUAUCAUGUCCUCUUUGGAAGAGCUAUGA
Aspergillus aculeatinus CBS 121060 is the source of this 1974-nucleotide messenger RNA. Its product is annotated as sigma-70 region 2 family protein. Bases 1 to 1974 code for a protein of 657 amino acids. NCBI's taxonomy places the organism in Eukaryota, Fungi, Ascomycota, Eurotiomycetes, Eurotiales, Aspergillaceae. The transcript has a single exon. The record is from RefSeq and is a predicted model, not a curated record.